AUGGUGAAACCCAUCGUGCUCAUCGUCGGCACACCAGACACUAAGCUCGAUGAAAUCCUCUACCUCAGGGAGCAGAUCCUCGUCGAGGGGACGUGCAAUACGAAGAUCCUCGAUGUAAGUCACAGCCUAUCUGCCAAGGUGAGGAUGCAGUUGGACAACCUCCCUUUGGGCGAAGUCAUUUCUCCUCUUGAAGAACACAGCUCGGCCUUGAAAGAGCUUUCUCGCGGCGAGUACAUUGACAAGGCCAUCGAGCUAUGCACACCCGUGGUUAAGGACCUGGUCUCCAAAUCAGCUGUCCAAGGCAUUGUCUCCGCAGGCGGCAGCAGUGGCUCAUCACUUGCAACAGCCUUGAUGCGCCAUGCCUGCCCCGUCGGAUUCCCUAAGCUGAUGGUGUCGACCAUGGCCAGCGGCGACAUCAAGCACUACGUCGAGGAAACAGAUAUUACCAUGAUGUACAGCGUGGUUGACAUUGCAGGAGUCAACUCGAUCCUCAAACGCAUCCUGUCCAAUGCUGCUGCUGCCAUCGCCGCCAUGACUGUCUCUUACGCCAAAUCCCUCGUUGAUGCUUCUGCCGUUGCCGCCAAAGGCAAGCGGAUCGCCAUCACAAUGUUUGGCAACACCACGCCAUGCGUCGAUGCGGUGCGCCGCAUUCUGACCUCGGCACCCCACGACGCCUCCGACUACGAGAUCUACGUCUUCCACGCCACCGGUUCCGGUGGGCGCGCCAUGGAGCGGCUCAUCGCGGAAGGACAGAUCGACGCCGUGAUCGAUUUGACCACCACUGAAAUCCCCGACGAACUCUUCGGCGGCGUCUUGACCGCAGGGCCGGACCGGCUCGAAGUCGCAGCAAAGAAGGGUGUCCCCAUGAUCGUCUCAGUCGGGGCCUGCGACAUGGUGAACUUUGGCCCCAAGGACAGCGUGCCGGAGAAAUACAAGGAUCGGAAAUUGUUCGUGCACAACCCGGCCGUCACCCUGAUGAGGACGACUCCAGAAGAGAACAAGAAGAUCGGCGAAUUCAUCGUCAACAAACUAUCCACCUAUGCCGCCAACCCGAGCUCAAUCCGCGUGCUGAUCCCGGAGAAAGGAGUCAGCAUGCUGGACGCAGCCAGGAAGCCCUUCUACGACGAGGAAGCCGACAAGGCGCUCUUCGACACGAUCCAGGAAGGGCUCGAGGGCACCAAGAUCGAGGUGGAGAAGCACGACUUGCACAUCAACGACGAAGCCUUUGCGGGCCACGUGGCCAGCGCGAUCCUGGAGGUCAUGGGCGUCACCCAGAGGAAUUAUCGGCUGGCCAACGCGAGACGGCGGAAAUGGAGCUUCGACCACGGCGCGUCUGUCAUGCUGGCGAGACGGAGCAGUCAGAUCGAGAUUCCGGACGCUUAG
Cladophialophora psammophila CBS 110553 is the source of this 1383-nucleotide messenger RNA. RefSeq lists its product as uncharacterized. The record is from RefSeq and is a predicted model, not a curated record. NCBI's taxonomy places the organism in Eukaryota, Fungi, Ascomycota, Eurotiomycetes, Chaetothyriales, Herpotrichiellaceae. The transcript has a single exon. The coding region runs from base 1 to 1383 and encodes 460 amino acids.